AUGGAGCUCCCCUUCAUCACCCUCGACGUCUUCACCCGCACCCGCUUCCGCGGCAACCCCCUCGCCGUCGUCACCAUCCCCGCCGGCAACCCCAAGCCCACGCAGGAGCAGAAGCAGAUUGUCGCCCGCGAGUUCAACCUGUCCGAGACCGUCUUCAUCCACGACGUCGCGGACCCCGAGACCAACCACUCGCGCCAGAUCGACAUCUUCCUCACCACUGACGAGAUCCCCUUUGCCGGCCACCCCACCAUCGGCGCCGCCGUGUCGCUGCUCCGGGGCUCCGCCCACCCCGUCACCGAGCUCGUCACAAAGGCCGGCCGCAUUGCCAUCACCCGCACCAGCGACGACUCAGCCUCGGCCACCGUCCCGCACAACGUCCAUCUGCACGCCGCCACCCUCGCCUCCUAUGCCGGCCUCUCUGCCACACAGCUGCAGGCCAAUGACGCCAUCCGCCAGCUAGAGCUUGCCGCUCCCGUCUUCAGCCUCGUCAAGGGCGUCAGCUUUGCCCUCGUCGAGCUGCCGUCGCUGGAGCUGCUCGCCGCGGUUGCUGCUGGCGGCUCCAAGUUCGACGCCGAGGGUUUCCUUGACCAGGACUGGCAGAACGGCUUCAUCGGUAGCUUCUACUAUGUCCGCACUGGCUCCUCGACUGUCGACGGCGUCCCGGUCGUUCAGCUGCGCACGCGCAUGAUGGCCGAGGGCUUCGAAGAUCCCGCUACCGGCGCUGCCUCGAGCUGUCUGGCUGCCUACCUCAGCACCCAAGGCAGCGACAAGCAGACAACGCCCGCGAGACGGUACGAAUUCACCCAGGGCGUCGAGAUGGGCAGGGAGAGCGCCAUCCAGGUCGAUGUCAACCUCAAGGAUGGCGCCCUCGACACUGUCAUCCUUGGCGGUCCAGCAGUCCAAGUCAUGCGUGGACAUGUUCAAAUUUAG
Molecule: messenger RNA, 930 nt
Organism: Trichoderma virens Gv29-8
Lineage: Eukaryota; Fungi; Ascomycota; Sordariomycetes; Hypocreales; Hypocreaceae
Exons: 1
Coding region: 1-930 (309 amino acids)
Biological process (GO): biosynthetic process
Cellular component (GO): cytoplasm
Molecular function (GO): isomerase activity
Source: RefSeq, a predicted model, not a curated record